AUGUUUAUCAGAAGUUACAUUCUGCAGGAGAAUGAAUGCAUGAGAAUAAAAAUUUUGGGAGACUGCUACUAUUGUGUAUCCGGACUCCCUAUAUCUCUCCCAAACCAUGCCAAGAACUGUGUGAAAAUGGGGCUGGACAUGUGUGAAGCCAUAAAGAAGGUGAGGGAUGCAACUGGCGUGGAUAUUAACAUGCGCGUGGGAGUGCAUUCCGGGAACGUCCUUUGCGGGGUCAUCGGCCUGCAGAAGUGGCAGUACGACGUGUGGUCACAUGACGUGACCCUGGCCAAUCACAUGGAGGCUGGAGGGGUCCCUGGACGUGUUCACAUUUCUUCUGUCACCCUGGAACACUUGAACGGCGCUUAUAAAGUGGAGGAAGGAGACGGUGACAUCAGAGACCCAUAUUUAAAGCAGCACCUGGUGAAGACCUACUUUGUAAUCAACCCCAAGGGAGAACGAAGGAGUCCUCACCUCUUCAGACCUCGCCACACCCUCGAUGGAGCCAAGAUGAGGGCUUCUGUUCGCAUGACCCGGUACCUGGAGUCCUGGGGAGCGGCCAAGCCCUUUGCACACCUGCAUCAUCGAGACAGCAUGACCACAGAGAAUGGCAAGAUCAGCACGACGGAUGUGCCAAUGGGUCAGCAUAAUUUCCAAAAUCGUACCUUGAGAACCAAGUCCCAAAAGAAAAGAUUUGAAGAAGAAUUAAAUGAAAGGAUGAUUCAAGCAAUUGAUGGAAUUAAUGCACAAAAGCAGUGGCUCAAGUCUGAAGACAUUCAGAGAAUCUCACUCCUGUUCUACAAUAAAAUACUAGAAAAAGAAUACCGAGCCACUGCACUGCCAGCGUUUAAGUACUACGUCACCUGCGCCUGUCUCAUAUUCUUCUGCAUCUUUAUUGUACAGAUUCUGGUAUUACCAAAAACAUCGAUUCUGGGGAUCUCCUUUGGAGCUGCAUUUCUCCUGCUCGCCUUUAUCCUUUUCAUCUGCUUUGCUGGACAGCUUUUGCAAUGCAGCAAGAAGGCAUCCGCCUCUCUCCUGUGGCUGUUGAAGUCGUCGGGCAUCAUCGCCGACCGGCCCUGGCCGCGGUCUCCCUCACCGUCCUCACCACGGCCAUCAUUCUGA
Molecule: messenger RNA, 1116 nt
Organism: Canis lupus familiaris (dog)
Lineage: Eukaryota; Metazoa; Chordata; Mammalia; Carnivora; Canidae
Product: adenylate cyclase type 2-like
Exons: 11
Coding region: 1-1116 (371 amino acids)
Biological process (GO): cAMP biosynthetic process; intracellular signal transduction; adenylate cyclase-activating G protein-coupled receptor signaling pathway
Cellular component (GO): plasma membrane
Molecular function (GO): adenylate cyclase activity
Source: RefSeq, a predicted model, not a curated record